GCGGUGACAAGAAGCCAUCGAGACUUUUGCGGUCAUCGAAUAGGAGCGUAACUGUUGGGGUUCCUGGCGUCGUGGGAUCAUGUUGGGGGCAUGGGUUUCACUGGAGAACGGUGUCUUUUCACUCCGACACCGAGAUUAACCUGAGGUUAUUGAUAAUUCCGCUGAAUGGCGUGCCGGAUUCUGCAUCUGCAGCGCCAGACGGCGCGCAACAGGCGCGGCUUCCAAGCGGCUACCGCCGCCUUGCUGACUCGGUGCUGUUGGUGUGCGGCGCGCCCGGCCCGGGGAUUCUGGCCUGAGCCCAGCGGCCGUGACCAUGGUAACCGCGACCUCUCCGUACUUCGCCGCAGCUUCAGCGCCGGGCCCCAGCUGGCAGCAACCGAGCGUCGGCAGCCGCCAGUAAGCAGGACAGAGACGGUGCCCGAGCGGCAACCAGGCGCAGGUCGGGAUAUCGAGCGACGCCGGGCCAGCGCUGGACCGGCAGCCGCGGAUGUUAGGAGGUUGCUGGCUUUGGCCUACCCGCAGCGGUGGCCGCUUGCAGCUGCCGUGAGCUUUUUAGGUGUGUCCAGCAUGGUGACCAUGUCUGCACCAUUCUUUCUUGGAAAGGUUAUCGAUACCAUUUAUACAAAUCCUGCAGGAGGAGAUGUUACUGCAAGCUUGACUUCACUCUGUGCUGUACUAAGUGGUGUCUUUCUUUGUGGAGCUGCUGCCAAUGGUGCCCGUGUCUACCUCAUGCAGAUCUCAGGGCAGCAUAUUGUCCAGCGCUUGAGGGGAAGAUUAUUUUCUUCGAUUCUUUGUCAGGAGGUUGCGUUUUUCGAUAAGUCCAGCACAGGAGAGCUGAUAAACCGACUUUCAUCUGAUGCUGUUGUGCUUGGACACUCAGUCACUGAGAACUUGUCUGAUGGGCUAAGAGCUGUAGGGCAGGCAUCAGCUGGUGUUGGCAUGAUGUUUUGGGUCUCAUCGCAGUUGGCCAUGUUUGUCCUGGGCAUUAUACCCCCUGUCGCUGUGUUAGCGGUGUUUUAUGGACGAUACGUUCGCAAGCUUGCUGGAGUAACUCAGGAUUCACUAGCUGAUGCCACACAGCUUGCUGAAGAGCGCAUUGGAAAUAUAAGAACUGUCCGUGCCUUUGCCAAAGAGGACGUGGAGCUGCAAGUGUACAUGAGCAAGAUCAACCGUGUGCUGCACCUGGCCAAGAAAGAAGCUGUGGCCCGGGCAGGGUUUUAUGGGGCAGCUGGACUGACAGGAAACUUGAUAGUUUUGUCAGUGCUUUACAAGGGAGGACUGAUGAUGGGUGAAGCCCACAUGACAGUGGGAGAACUCACUUCCUUCAUGAUGUACGCUUUCUGGGUGGGAAUAAGUAUUGGAGGCCUUGGCGCUUUCUAUUCGGCUUUAAUGAAGGGACUUGGUGCCGGGAGUCGGUUAUGGGAGCUACUUGAAAGGAAACCGGCAAUGCCACUCCAUGAGGGCAAGAUUUUGCAACCAGAGGAGUUCAAAGGAGCCAUAGAGUUCCGUGGCAUCCAGUUUGCCUAUCCAACCCGCCAAGAAGUUAACGUAUUUAGCGGGCUAGAUCUGUCUAUCCCAGCAGGCUCUGUAAUGGCUGUAGUUGGUCCCAGUGGCUCAGGAAAAUCAACACUGGUGUCCCUGUUGCUUCGUCUGUAUGAUCCAGUUUUGGGUACUAUUGUUGUUGAUGGCCAUGACAUUCGCACCAUCAAUCCACGCUGGUUACGUGAAAACAUCGGUGUGGUGAAUCAGGAGCCCAUUCUGUUCUCCUGCUCGAUUGCAGAGAAUAUAGCUUAUGGUGCCACCAAGGACUCUAAUGUAACAAUGGAAGAUAUUGAAAAGGCUGCCAAGAUUGCAAAUGCUUAUGAGUUCAUUUGCAGCUUCCCCAAAGGCUUUCAAACAGUGGUCGGGGAAAAAGGUGUCUUACUUUCAGGUGGCCAGAAACAAAGGGUUGCAAUUGCUCGAGCUCUGAUGAAGAAUCCCAAAAUUCUACUACUGGAUGAGGCCACAAGUGCACUGGAUUCACAGAAUGAGUACUUGGUGCAAGAGGCUUUGGAGCGAUUGAUGGAAGGAAGAACGGUACUGAUCAUUGCCCAUCGUCUGUCAACUAUUCAGAACGCUGACGCUGUCGCUGUCCUGGAUCAGGGCAAGAUAGGCGAGUGUGGCCCACACCACCAACUGCUAACAAAUUCUGAAGGAUUGUUUCGAAAACUUGUUGAGAAACAGACUUUUUUACAGAACCUUCCAAGACUUGUGUUGAAGGUAUAAAUUUGCCUAAAUGUUGAUCACUCCAAACCAUUUUCCAAAAAAAAUAAAAUGACAAUUCCAGGUGAUGGGGAAAUGCUUUGGGUUCUGAUUGAUUAUGUGAUGGCUGGUAAGUAUAUUUUGCACAGUGAGAAUAUCGGAUUCCUUCAAUAGACUGGGGUGGACAAAAAAACAUGUUUGUUCUUGUUUCAUCCUAGAGUGGACUCCACUCAUUUCACAGUAGAUGGACCAUGCCAUUAUUUGCGUGAGUCAUGUCUUAAAUCUGUGUCCUUGAUGAAAAGAUUUUUGAUUGCCUAAGUUGUCCUUCUACAAAUGUUUCAUUAUUUUCUUUCUCCCUUAAAGUAAGAAAGGCCAAGAGUUGGUAAUAACUUUUCCCAGGUGAUCCAUAGGAUAUAAAGCUCAGCACUGAGAAAACGUGAUCGUCUGUGUAUGUUGUGGAAUUUAAAAGUAUGGCCGUAUGUUUAUCAUUAAUUACAACUGUUUAAUUUUUCAAUCAUAGUUUAUAAAUAUAUAGAUUUUGAAAUCAUGCAUGUGUUCCUUAGCUAUGGCAAUUUUACAACAAAUUAAAAAUGAUCAUCUUAGAA
Hypanus sabinus (Atlantic stingray) is the source of this 2846-nucleotide messenger RNA. RefSeq names its product ATP-binding cassette, sub-family B (MDR/TAP), member 10 (gene abcb10). Gene Ontology annotation, biological process: transmembrane transport. NCBI's taxonomy places the organism in Eukaryota, Metazoa, Chordata, Chondrichthyes, Myliobatiformes, Dasyatidae. Gene Ontology annotation, cellular component: membrane. Bases 166 to 2265 code for a protein of 699 amino acids. The record is from RefSeq and is a predicted model, not a curated record. Gene Ontology annotation, molecular function: ATP binding; ABC-type oligopeptide transporter activity; ATP hydrolysis activity. The transcript has 13 exons.